Aedes albopictus (Asian tiger mosquito) is the source of this 498-nucleotide messenger RNA. RefSeq lists its product as uncharacterized. The record is from RefSeq and is a predicted model, not a curated record. The transcript has a single exon. The coding region runs from base 1 to 498 and encodes 165 amino acids. Gene Ontology annotation, molecular function: nucleic acid binding. NCBI's taxonomy places the organism in Eukaryota, Metazoa, Arthropoda, Insecta, Diptera, Culicidae.
AUGUCACAAUACAGCAGAAAAAACACGUUAGUAGUGGAUUUUGGUAUCUUGCCAAAGCGCCCCGCUUUGGAAGAAGUGGAAAAGUUCCUGAAGUGUUUUGUAAAACUUGAUAUGGCUGAUGUAAGGAGCAUUCAGAUCCAUAACAUUAAAAACUGCCUGUAUAUUGAGAUGAAUGACCCUGGUGUAGCCCCGCGGCUACAAAAACUGCAUCACCUACAACACUGCUUCGUUCUCGAGGGAGUAAAAUACUACAUCCCGGUAUACGUGGAUGGUCCAACAACAACCGUGAGGAUUCACGAUCUUCCGCCGCAAAUCUGCAACGACUCCAUCGCCGACCACUUGCAGCAGUACGGGAGAGUGAUCUCCAUUCAUAACGAAGUGUGGAAGAACUUCUUCUCGGGGAUACCCAAUGGUGUGCGCGUCGUUCGGAUGCGGUUGGAUAAACCAAUACCGUCGCACAUUGUUGUGAACAGCCACGGCACGUACGUUAGGCUGUGA